AUGGGUGACGUGGCCUGUCGCCAUGUUGUUGACCGUCGCAGCGAAGCACCACUGGUGGCCCACGAUGUAGGUUCGGCGCGCGGGUUAAUCACCUGGUCGACCGAGCAGUCUCCUCCCGCGGGGGCGGCGGGCGUGCCGAUCUUGGUGCCGACCGGCGUGGAUGAGACGAAGGCCGUGGGACGGAGAUUAUUCUCCGCGGAGCGUGGGAUCCGGUGGAUAUCGCCAAGACCGGCCGGCGUCAUCGUCGUCGUGGAUGCGGCAGCGAGCGCCUACCCGUCUUGGCCUAAAAGCCUGGUCCAGGUCAAGCUUUACGGCCAAGAUGUUGGGUCCUCGUCAACGGGCCUCGAAGGGGACCGAACACAGACUGCUCCUCCCACCGGAAAAAAACUGAGCUCAACUUCACGAGUCUUUUGCCAUAGUGGCGCCAGUUUUGGUCUCAGUCGGAGCCGCCGGCGCCGGCUUGUUGUCGUCGGGAUGAUCAGCACCGUCUACACCGUCUUCGUAGGCCCGAAGCCAUUGCUCGAGUCGGACAGGGGGGCCUGGCAUCAUCGGAUUGUCCAAGUGGUUUCUAACAAGGCGCACCUGCUGCUCGCGGGUCUUCUUGUCGACGGUCAAACAUCAAAGUCUACAGCGUCCUAG
Messenger RNA from Gaeumannomyces tritici R3-111a-1, 639 nucleotides. RefSeq lists its product as hypothetical. The transcript is spliced from 3 exons. Lineage: Eukaryota; Fungi; Ascomycota; Sordariomycetes; Magnaporthales; Magnaporthaceae. The record is from RefSeq and is a predicted model, not a curated record. The coding region runs from base 1 to 639 and encodes 212 amino acids.